Brettanomyces nanus is the source of this 1134-nucleotide messenger RNA. RefSeq lists its product as uncharacterized. The record is from RefSeq and is a predicted model, not a curated record. Gene Ontology annotation, cellular component: mitochondrial small ribosomal subunit. Lineage: Eukaryota; Fungi; Ascomycota; Pichiomycetes; Pichiales; Pichiaceae. Bases 1 to 1134 code for a protein of 377 amino acids. Gene Ontology annotation, molecular function: structural constituent of ribosome. The transcript has a single exon. Gene Ontology annotation, biological process: mitochondrial translational initiation.
AUGUCCAAAAGCAUUGGAUCGGCAGGCGAGUUCACCAGACUAUUUAGAAACUCAAGAGUGGCUCAGGUGCCUAACAACUUGGGGAAGUUGGGGCUCGAUAGGAGUAAAGCAUUUCCUACACAUCAGAUCAUAGAAGCUCUUCCUUCUUCCUUCUCGAGAAGGGACUUUGGCCUAAAGAUCCGUCUUCCAAAGAAAUUGAAGACUCGGCAUAUUGUGAUAAACGAUUUGGAUAAUAAGUAUGGACUUCCUGAUUUUGAGCCAUUGAAUGGCUUCUAUUGGAAGAAGCUCAGAUUCAGAGAGUUUGGUAUUCCUGUCAGGGUGAAGGGAAGCGGACUGGGAAAUGGUAUGCAGAAGAAUGCAGUCUCUUCCAGUCCCCUUUUCCCCGCCAAAUAUCAAUCAUCAGAUAGAACUACGAUAUCUGGAGCUCUUAAUCUAAAAAGACAGUCACUCUAUUCCAAAGAGUUUCAGAAGCAUAUUAAAACAGAGCUCAGAAAGUUGAGAAGACCAUUUAUUACGUGGCUCGUUGAGAAAUAUCCAGAGAGAUUGUCACAUACUGACUUGUCGAAUGAAAUCAUUGAGUUUUUAGAGGAAAAGAAGCCCCAGUUGAACUUAAAGAAUACUGACUUCCAAUUGAAAAUACCUUCUUCCUACGCUGACAAGCUUUCUGGUACGGCAGGUUUGUCUUAUACGCUUGGUGGAAGACUCCUACAAACGCCGAAUGGUGUGGAAUCAUCCAAAGUUUUACCGGGUAGAUUUCUCCAGUCUAAGAUCACAGGUCAUCACUUUGGUCUGGGUGGUUUUGUUGGUUAUUCAUCUGCCUCCCAAUCGCAGGUCAAAUAUCUGAACAGAUUGAGCACUUUGAACAAGCCAAUCACAGGUACUGAUAAAUUUAGCAGAGAGUUCAGAGUUCCAAUUAUUCCAAAACAUGCAUAUAUCAACUUGGAAAGUAAGAAGUUGGACUUGGAUUUGGACCCUGUUAGAUCCAUCAAAAGGUAUGGUAAGGGCAAGAAUGGAACCAGCUUGUCGUCCAUCAAGAAAUACAUUUCUCCAAGGUCUCCUUUGAGUGGUAACGAUAAGGAGACAUCUGUUUUGAAUUCGUUGUUGGGAUUGCUAGAGAGCGUUGAUAAGAAAUGA